Messenger RNA from Cynoglossus semilaevis (tongue sole), 6702 nucleotides. It is a transcript of the gene dock1, whose product is annotated as dedicator of cytokinesis 1. Gene Ontology annotation, cellular component: cytoplasm; plasma membrane. Gene Ontology annotation, molecular function: guanyl-nucleotide exchange factor activity; small GTPase binding. Gene Ontology annotation, biological process: cell migration; small GTPase-mediated signal transduction; myoblast fusion. The record is from RefSeq and is a predicted model, not a curated record. Lineage: Eukaryota; Metazoa; Chordata; Actinopteri; Pleuronectiformes; Cynoglossidae. The transcript is spliced from 52 exons. Bases 437 to 6052 code for a protein of 1871 amino acids.
UAAAGCACAUAAAUGAAAUGUGGUGAUUUUUAAAAAAAAUGACACAUCAUACAUUUGAUCAAUCGGUCUAUUGUUUUGUUCAUUGUUAUAUAUAUUUAUUAACCUGAAGCUGUUUUUUUUUAUUACCAGUUUAAACACGUGAUGAUUACAGUGUCACCUCACACGUGUAACAGUAUAAGGCUGUGGUUUUAUCCAGAGACGUAUUUAUUCACUCCUGUAGUGUUGGUAGUUUAAACGCCUACUACUGAGUGAAAAAGUUGCGUUCCCUUCCUCCCCCUGUCGGAGCGUCCUGUCACUGGAGUAAAAUGGCUGCUCGGAGCAGCCCCACACAGCUCGGAGAAAAGUGAGAAAAGGAGAGUGCGAUCACCACCACGGCCCACGUCUGGAGCUUUUCUAACAGGCCGAGGGACGACGCGGUGAAGCGCAGACAUCGAGGAUGUCUCGCUGGGUGCCCACCAAGAAGGAAAAGUACGGUGUUGCGAUCUAUAACUACGAUGCCCGGGGAGAGGAGGAGCUGUCACUGCAGAUCGGAGACACAGUGCACAUACUGGAGACGUAUGAAGAUUGGUACAGAGGCCAUAGGCUACGAAGAAAAUCCAAGAAGGGCAUAUUUCCAGCAUGUUAUAUUCACCUGAAAGAGGCCACAAUCGAAGGCAGUGGGCAAAAGGAGACCAUCAUCCCAACUGAGCUGCCCCUGGUCCAGGAGGUCACCACCACGCUGAGGGAAUGGGCCACUAUAUGGAGGGACCUCUACGUGAGGGACAAGCGGGAGAUGUUCAACUCUGUCCGUGACAUGAUUUACGACCUCAUCGAAUGGCGCUCCCAAAUCCUGUCCGGCACCCUCCCACAGGACGAGCUCACAGAGCUCAAACAGAAAGUCACCUCCAAGAUAGACUACGGCAACAAGUACCUGGACCUUGAUUUGGUGGUCAGGGACAAUGAUGGAAACAUUCUGGACCCUGAGCUCAGCAGCACCAUCAGUCUGUUCAGGGCUCAUGAAGCCGCUUCCAAACAAAUUGAGGAUCGAAUCCAAGAAGAGAAGUCUCAGAAGCAGAAUAUUGAUCUGACCAGGCAAGCAAAGUUUGCUUCCACUCCGGCGUUUGCCCUCUUUGUAACUCUGAAGAAUGUGGUGUGUAAGAUCGGUGAAGACGCUGAGGUGCUCAUGUCCCUCUAUGACCCGGUGGAGUCAAAGUUUGUCAGUGAAAACUACCUGGUGAAGUGGUCCAGUUCAGGUCUGGUGAAAGACAUAGACCAGCUACACAACCUGCGCGCUGUCUUCACAGACCUGGGCAGUGAGGACCUUAAAAGAGAGAAGAUCAGCUUUGUUUGUCAGAUUGUCCGAGUUGGCCGCAUGGAGCUGCGAGACAAUAAUACCAAGAAAUUGACAUCGGGGUUGAGAAGACCUUUUGGAGUGGCAGUAAUGGAUGUCACUGACAUCAUAACUGGAAAAAUGGACGACGAGGACAAGCAGCACUUCAUCCCAUUUCAGCCGGUGGCGGGGGAGAACGACUUCCUCCAGACAGUCAUCAACAAAGUCAUCACUGCCAAAGAGGUCAAUCACAAGGGACAAGGGCUGUGGGUGACUCUCAAGCUGCUUCCUGGAGACAUCCAUCAGAUAAGGAAGGACUUCCCUCAUCUUGUAGAUCGAUCGACUGCAGUGGCUCGAAAAAUGGGCUUCCCUGAGAUCAUCAUGCCAGGUGACGUACGAAAUGACAUCUACGUGACGCUGGUUCAGGGAGACUUUGACAAGGGCAGCAAAACUGCGCACAAGAACGUUGAAGUGACCAUGUCUGUCUACGAUGAGGACGGCAAGAAACUGGAGAACGUGAUCUUCCCUGGAGCUGGAGAUGAUGGCAUCAAUGAGUACAAGUCUGUCAUCUAUUACCAAGUAAAGCAGCCACGCUGGUUUGAAACAGUCAAGGUUGCCAUUCCCAUUGAAGAUGUAAACCGCAGCCACUUGCGGUUCACCUUUCGCCAUCGCUCCUCGCAGGACUCAAAAGACAAGUCAGAGAAGAUAUUUGCGCUGUCUUUCGUGAAGCUGAUGCGGUACGAUGGGACCACCCUGAGGGACGGCGAGCACGAUUUUAUUGUGUACAAGGCCGAGGCGAAGAAGAUGGAAGAGUCGUCGUUGUACCUGAACCUGCCGGCCACCAAGCUGGAGCUGGAAGAGAAGGGCUACUCAACAACCGGUAAAAGUACCCACAACCUAGGCAACUGCACCAUCAGCAAGGACUCCUUCCAGAUCUCCACACUGGUCUGCUCCACCAAACUCACCCAGAAUGUGGACCUGCUGGGCCUGCUCAAGUGGCGCUCCAACACCAGCCUUUUGCAGCAGAACCUGCGACAUCUGAUGAAGGUGGAAGGCGGCGAGGUCGUCAAGUUUUUGCAAGACACUCUGGACGCUCUCUUCAACAUCAUGAUGGAGAACUCCGACUGUGAGACCUUCGAUACUUUGGUGUUUGACGCCUUGGUGUUCAUAAUUGGGCUCAUAGCCGACAGAAAGUUCCAGCACUUUAACCCUGUUUUGGAGACCUACAUUCGGAAGCAUUUCAGCGCCACGCUGGCCUACCUGAAACUGACGAAGGUCCUGAAGAACUAUGUUGAUAAUGCUGAAAAGCUGACGGAGCAGCUGCUGAAGGCCAUGAAGGCUCUUGAAUAUAUCUUCAAGUUCAUCGUCCGCUCCAGAGUCCUUUUCAACCAGCUCUAUGAGAACAAAGGAGAGGCUGCCUUCGUGGAGUCCUUGAGGGACCUCUUCACCUCUUUCAAUGAGAUGAUGAACAGUAACUCAGAAAACACUGGCAUGGUGAAGGGUGCUGCCCUGAAAAACGUUCCAACCAUCGUCAACGACAUCAAGCUAGUCUUCGACCCCAAAGAGCUAAGCAAGCUUUUCACAGAGUUCAUCCAGAAGGUUCCUGUGGGUCGUCUGGUCAAGCAGAAGCUGGACUGUCUGAUUGACAUUGUCCACAGUGAUCUCUUCACGCAUCAUGAUUGCCGUGAGAUCCUCCUACCACUGAUGACGGAGCAGCUGAAGUUCCACCUGGAGAAGCGAGAGGAGCCCAAGGCCUGCUGCCAGUUGCUAAGUGACAUCCUGGAGGUUCUCUACAGGAAGGACGUGGGACCCACCCAGUGGCAUGUGCAGAUCAUCAUGGAGAAGCUGCUGAGGACCGUGAACAGGACGGUGAUUUCUAUGGGCCGUGAUUCACCUCACAUCGGGAGCUUCGUGGCCAGCAUGACUGCCACGCUGAGGCAGAUGGACGACUAUCAUUACGCUCAUCUGAUCAACACCUUUGGCAAGAUAAGAAGUGAUGUGGUGGAUUUCCUAAUGGAAACGUUUAUCAUGUUUAAAGAUCUCAUUGGGAAAAACGUCUACCCCUCAGACUGGGUCAUAAUGAACAUGAUGCAAAAUAAAGUCUUCUUGCGUGCCAUCAAUCAGUAUGCAGCCGUGCUGAACAAGAAAUUUUUGGACCAAACCAACUUUGAGCUUCAGUUAUGGAACAACUACUUCCACCUGGCCGUGGCCUUCCUCACCCAGGAGUCUCUGCAGCUGGAGAAUUUCUCAAGUGACAAAAGAGCCAAGAUCUUCCAUAAGUACCAGGACAUGAGGAGACAAAUUGGCUUUGAAAUCAGGGAUAUGUGGUACAAUCUUGGGCCCCACAAGAUCAAAUUCAUCCCAGAGAUGGUGGGUCCCAUCCUUGAGAUGACGCUCGUCCCUGAGAUCGAGUUGCGAAAGGCCACCAUCCCCAUCUUCUUCGACAUGAUGCAGUGCGAGUUCCACUUCACCUGCAGCUUUCAGCGGUUUGAGAACGAGAUCAUCACCAAGCUGGAUCAUGAGGUGGAGGGGGGCCGCGGUGACGAGCAGUACAAGGUUCUCUUUCAGAAAAUUUUACUGGAGCACUGCAGGAAACACAAAUACUUGGCCAAGACGGGUGAGAACUUCGUCACCCUGGUGGUCCGUCUGCUGGAGAGGCUGCUGGACUACAGGACUAUCAUGCACGACGAGAACAAGGAAAACCGCAUGAGCUGCACUGUCAAUGUUCUGAACUUUUACAAGGAGAUAGACAGAGAGGAGAUGUACAUCAGGUACCUGUACAAGCUGUGUGACCUCCACAAAGAGUGCGACAACUACACGGAGGCUGCCUACACUCUACUGCUGCAUGCCAGAUUACUAAAGUGGUCAGACGAGGCGUGUGCAGCCCACCUGACCCAGAGAGACGGUUACCAGGCCACCACACAAGGACAGCUCAAGGAUCAGCUCUAUCAACAGAUUAUCAACUACUUCGACAAGGGCAAAAUGUGGGAGGAAGCCAUUAUUUUGGGAAAGGAACUGGCUGAGCAGUACGAGAAUGAGAUGUUUGACUUUGAGCAGCUGAGUGCAUCCUUGAGGAAGCAGGCCCAGUUUUAUGAGAACAUCGUGAAGGUCAUCCGGCCCAAACCAGACUACUUCGCCGUGGGCUAUUACGGCAUGGGCUUCCCCUCCUUCCUACGAAACAAAAUGUUCAUCUACCGUGGAAAGGAGUACGAGCGCAGGGAGGAUUUCGAAGCCCGUCUCCUCACGCAGUUCCCCAACGCAGAGAAGAUGAAGACGACCACUCCGCCGAGCGAGGACACCAAGUCUUCAUCCGGACAGUACAUUCAGUGUUUCACAGUCAAACCCAUCCUAGACCUGCCUGCCAAGUUCCACAACAAGCCUGUGUCUGAACAAAUACUGAGCUUCUACACAGUAAAUGAAGUCCAUAAAUUCCAGUAUUCUCGGCCAGUGAGGAAGGGAGAAAAGGAUCCCGACAAUGAGUUUGCGAAUAUGUGGAUUGAGAGGACCACCUACUCUACAGCAUACAAACUACCUGGCAUCCUGCGCUGGUUUGAAGUCAAGUCAGUCUCCACGGAGGAGAUCAGUCCACUGGAAAAUGCCAUCGAAACGAUGCAGCUGACCAACGAGAAGAUCAGCAGCAUGGUGCAGAGGCAUCUCACUGACCCCAACCUUCCCAUCAACCCCCUCUCCAUGCUACUGAAUGGGAUUGUGGACCCCGCUGUUAUGGGAGGCUUCACCAACUAUGAGAAGGCCUUUUUCAACGACAAGUACAUGCAGGAACACCCGGAGGACCCUGAGAAAAUAGAGAAGCUGAAGGACCUCAUCGCCUGGCAGAUCCCGCACCUCGCCGAAGGUGUUCGCAUUCACGGAGAAAAGGUCACGGAGGCACUGAGGCCCUUCCACGACCGCUUGGAGGCCUGCUUCAAGCAGCUGCGUGAGAAGGUGGAGAAGCAGUACGGCGCAAAGACCCUGCCUGCAGCUGAUGAGCGUCGGGGGCCCCGCCCACUCUCCAUGGUUCGCUCAUUCACCAUGCCCUCCUCUCAGAGGCCGCUGUCUGUGGCCUCCGUCACCUCCAUUUCCUCCGACAACUCUCCAUCCAGACCGCCGUCAGACGGCUUCGCCCAGGAACCUCUGCUGCCAAAGAAGCUGCACACCAAAUCUCAGGACAAGCUGGACAGGGACGAGUCUGAGAGGGAGCGCAAAGAGAAGAAGAAGGAGAAGAGGAACAGCAAGCAUCAGGAGAUCUUUGACAAGGAGAUGAAGGCGACAGAAAUCCAAAUGCAGCCCACCGAGGCUGUCAUCCUCUCUGAGACGAUCAGCCCCCUGAGACCACAGAGACCAAAGAGUCAAGUUCUCAGCCAGAUUGGAGGAGAUCGACGCCUCUCCGUGUCUCCUGGGCCUCCCUCUGCCUCCUCCAACUCCACCUCCUCACCAGGACCUCCACCCAUCACGCCCAGGAGCAAACUCUCUUUCAGCACAUUACAUGCAGUGUCCAAUCUGGAGCUGAAUGGGAUGGGCUGCUCCGACAAGGGCGAGACCCCUCCCCCUCUACCCUUGAAAGGCAACACGGCUGAUUACGGCAACCUGCUAGAUAAUCAAGAGUUGACGAGUCCCACGACGCCUCCGCCGCACCCUCCGCAUCAGAGGCAUUUCCCGCCUCCUUUGCCCAGCAAGACCCCUCCCCCACCUCCUCCCAAAACUACGAGGAAGCAGGCAUCCAUCGAUUCAGGAAUUGUACAGUGAACAAAGCGGCUGAGAGUAGGACCAAACAACACACAGACAACACAACAAAAGUCUACCCUGAGCAGCGUUUGCUUUUACCCACACAUUCCUCGCUCCCCAUCCCAGCUUGACAAGAUGAAUACCUCACCGCCGCCCCAUCCCUUUUGUCAUCUUCCUUCUGUCUUUGGACCCCCAGCUUGAAGACAAAUGCAAUCUGCAGCAGGGAGUGUGUUACACAGAUGAGUAGUCACUGAACAUGUAGCCACCACUACACUUGACAUGAGAUUGUGCUCGGUUAGAUGAACUCCGACCAGCAGUUUUAUACCAACGACCUGCGUCUCAUUUAAGGCCCAUUUUCUAUUUACUUCUUAUUCAUACUCCCACUUUGUACAGAGGUUUGUAUAUACGAUUUUAUUCUUUUUGUUUUCCAUGAAUGACUUGAUAAUGAUUCCGUUUUUUUAUUAACGUUCUAUUAGAGACAGAGCACAGCCUGUAGGUUUUGGGGUUUGUGACCAAACGGACAUGGAUUUGAUCGCAUUAAGUUUGUGGAGUUGACGUCUAACACACAUCACAGUACCGUUGUUUAGACCUGAAUUGCUGUAACCUUCCAUUAUUACAACUCCCUUCCAGUCCACUACUGACACACUUCUGAAUAAACUAUAUGAAAUAUA